AUGGCGGUACCGGCUCGAGGGUUUAUUCGAUUUGCUGGAUUGUCAGGAGCCACAGCGAUUGCAAUGGGGGCCUAUGGCGCACAUGGUAAAUUUAAAAUUCUAACCUUAUGUAGGACAUAUGAUACAGGUUAUAAGCUGCAUUUGGUUCAUUCUGUAGCUUUAUUAUCUAUGCCUUUAAUGAGGAAACCAUAUUUGGUUGGUGCCUUAAUGUCUACAGGAAUGGUCAUAUUUUCAGGAAGUUGUUACUAUCACGCCCUGACAGGGAACCCCAGGGUACGCUGGAUCACCCCCUACGGUGGAAUGAUGUUAAUAUGUGCCUGGCUUGCUAUGCUGUUUUAA
Messenger RNA from Lottia gigantea (owl limpet), 339 nucleotides. RefSeq lists its product as hypothetical. NCBI's taxonomy places the organism in Eukaryota, Metazoa, Mollusca, Gastropoda, Lottiidae. Bases 1 to 339 code for a protein of 112 amino acids. The transcript is spliced from 3 exons. The record is from RefSeq and is a predicted model, not a curated record.